AUGGACGAGCGGUUGCUGAACGAUCUGCUGGAAUGUUCCGUUUGCCUGGAACGGCUGGAUUCUUCCUCGAAAGUGCUUCCCUGCCAGCACACGUUCUGCCGGAAAUGUCUCGAGGAGAUCGUCGCCAGCCACCAGGAGCUGCGAUGUCCCGAGUGUCGAGUUCUGGUUGAGGUGCGAAUAGACGAGCUUCCGCCGAAUGUGUUGCUGAUGCGAAUAUUGGAAGGCAUGAAAACUGCCGAACUGAACAACCAAAACUCGAGCCAGGCAGCCAACGGCAAGCCCACGAGCAAUCGCAAUCAAUCACAGGGCGCCACACCAACGUCGAACGCCAAUGUGACCGGCUAUCAGCAACACCAACAGCAGCAGCAACAUCCAUCAUCCGGUGGCGUUCAUGGGGCCAAAAUGGCCAAAUCCCCCGCCCAAGGAAGCACGGACCAUGGGCAGCUUCAUUUGCAUCAACAGCAGCAACUUCAGCACCACCAUCACCAGCCACUGUCCCGCAUCAUCGCAUCGAGUGGUGUAACUGGCGCAACAACGAACGCCUCGCCACUCGAUCUAUCGAAAAUCCCACACGCCAAAGCGUUCUACGAUUUUUCCUCCAGUGAAACUAGUGACAUCAGCUUCCGUAAGGGUGACAUUAUCAUACUGAAGAAGAAAAUCGACCACAACUGGUGUGUGGGCGAGGUGAACGGAAAGGAAGGUGCGGUGCCGCUCAACCACAUCAAGGUGAUCGUUCCGUUGCCGUUUCCGCAGUGUAAGGCUCUGUACGACUUCCGCAUGGGUCCUGCCGAAGAGGAGGGCUGUCUGACGUUCAAGAAGGGUGCGCUGAUCCACGUCCUUCGUCGUGUGGAUCAGAACUGGGCCGAGGGCCGGAUCGCGGACAAGAUCGGCAUUUUUCCGAUAUCGUUCGUCGAGAUGAACGGGUUGGCAAAGCACAUGAUGGAUUCCUCGCUGAAACAUAUACUGAGCAACUCAAAUCGGACGGUUCCUCCAACACCGUUUGAUCUGAACGCCAGUGCCACAAGCAGUAGUGAUACGAGUUCCAGUGUUACUACCAGCCCGAACUCUUCCACGAGCACGACCAGUUCCAACUCGAGCACGGCUCCGAGCAGCCCAACGGCGCACUUCCUGCAAUCGCAACCUGCCGCAACCGGCAAGCAACAGUCAAGCCAAUCGAAACGCUCGGAUCCGGCUAACCGGGAAAAACGACACUCCCUGACGACGGGAGGUCUUUCCUCGGCUGCUGGAGCUUUACAAACGAACCAGCCUACGCCGCAUAGACACUCGACGGAGAUGUUAAACAACGACGGUGCUGGUGAUGCCAAGAGUGCACGUUUAGCACAGCAGCAGCAGCAACAACAGCUGGUGGAGGGAUCCUCCUCGUCCUCGGGUCCGUAUCAGAAAGGUGGCAACGGGGCGAAAGCUAGUCAAAUGUAUCAGCAACAUCCGCAACUUCCGACAACGUACAUUGCGUUGUAUCCGUACAAGCCACAGAAACCUGACGAGCUCGAGCUUAAGAAAGGAUCAAUUUACUACGUCACGGAACGGUGUCAGGAUGGGUGGUUUAAGGGAACAAACUGGCAAAAGAAAUCUGGUGUUUUUCCGGGCAAUUACGUUGCCAUCCACAAGGGUCGUGAUGGUGCUUCGCCCGCGGGCCGCAAUUCGAAUACUCAUUCCUCCGGGAAGCUGAACAACGUCUCUUCCCAGCAAGCUGGUUCUUCGGCGGCAAAUGGAGGAAGCUCCUCGAACGGUGCCAUGAGCAGCCCGUCCAACGGUGGAUCGUCUUCUCCUCAGCAGCUACUGCUACAGCUUCCCGAGCUUCCACCUCGCAAUACAACUGGCUCACAGCAACAACAGGGAAUGAAGUACAUCGAUUCUCUCUUUGGCCGUCAAGGUUCGCUUGAUGGAGGAGGAGGUUCUCCAAGUAAUGAACAGUCAUCCGGGCUAGAUGCUUCGACCACGACCCCACCAGCAACGGGUAAAGUGAAGAAAGACUCCUCAGCCGUUAGUCUUAUGAAGCGACUAACGAACAUGAAGCGUUCUAAGUCCCCCACUGGUGGUGGUAGUGCGUCAGCUGGAACCGGCUGCUCCGGUGGUACGGCAAAUCCAGCUUACACCAGCGAUAGUUCGUUGUUCGAAGAGUUGGGAGGUGAAACCACGUUGCUAGCCUCCGGUGGGCCAGCACAAAUUGCGAAAGCACACUUUAAGCAGAUUGCCAACCCGGUUCACGUACGAUCGGGAUCGUGUCCAAGUCAGCUGCUGCAGAACUUGCCGAUCGAUGUGAUGUUGAAUGGAACAGGUCCUACCCAUGGCUCUCAGCAUCACCAUCAUCAUCAGCAGCAAUCGCAGCAACAGCAGCAGCAUCAUCACCAGCAGAACCACUCAGCCUUAGCCGGAGUACGUGGAGAAAAUGGUCCCAUAAUGUAUGGAUCUCAGCGCAUCAAACCCCACAAGGAACGUCCUUUGAUGCAUGGCUUUAAGUACGGUGAUCACGGCAUCGUCACGGCCAUGCCCAAGCAUAUCGCACACGAAGCGCCAGCAUCGACAUCCUCCUCGCACGUGGUUGCCAAGCAGCAAACAUCCCAGAUCUACCAUCGGAAAUCGCAAAGCCUCGAUGCUUCGGCCAUCAUCUCCCAGCUUGGGCCCUCUCAGCAUACCUCGGCUGCUGCAACUGUCGUGGCAACUGUGGCUGCAAACGGAACACCGUCGAAGUCCUCCUCCAAAUCAUUCCACUCGCAAUCCGUGCGGGAAAGAUUCAAAUGCAUCGUCCCGUACCCACCGAACAGCGAGUACGAGCUGGAACUGCGCGUCGGUGACAUCGUGAUGGUGCACAAAAAGCGUGACAACGGGUGGUACAAAGGCACGCACGCCCGGUCCGGCAAAACGGGCCUGUUUCCGGCAUCCUUCGUCGAGCCGGACAUGUGA
Anopheles nili is the source of this 2925-nucleotide messenger RNA. RefSeq names its product E3 ubiquitin-protein ligase SH3RF3 (gene POSH). The transcript is spliced from 10 exons. The record is from RefSeq and is a predicted model, not a curated record. Gene Ontology annotation, molecular function: metal ion binding; protein binding. Bases 1 to 2925 code for a protein of 974 amino acids. Lineage: Eukaryota; Metazoa; Arthropoda; Insecta; Diptera; Culicidae.